AUGCCGAACCAUAAGGGAGGACGAUCUUCUCUGCUAUCUGUUACCGCCUGGCUCUCGGGGAUCCGCCCGCCGCCUCCCACGAUCUGCGAUUCUCCGACCGGCCCGUUUGUUACAUCACUCAGGAUCAAGCUCGAGGAUGGCAGGCACCUGGCCUACAAGGAGCACGGAGUCCCAAAGGAGGAGGCCAAGUACAAGAUCAUCUUUAUUCAUGGCUCGAACUCCUGUAGACACGACAUGCCGGCCCCAUCUCCGGUCAUACACUCUUCAGAGCUCUGCCUUUCUUGUUCUUACAGAUAGAAAGUGGAGUUGGACUGCUCUCGCUUUGAAAUCUGUGGAUUCGCUGAUCAUUGUGUGUUUCCAGGAACUGGUCCAGGAGCUGGGUAUCUAUUUGCUAUCCUUUGACAGAGCUGGGUAUGGUGAGAGUGAUCCCAAUCCGAGAAGAACAGAGAAGACCACGGCCUUGGAUGUGGCCGAGCUUGCAGAUCAGCUGAACUUGGGACCCAGAUUCUAUGUCAUUGGUCAUUCCAUGGGUGGGCAGGCCGUCUGGGGAUGCCUGAAGUACAUCCCCCACCGGUGCGGCCUCUCUCCCCCCCUCUCUCUCUCAAUUCAUCUAUCUGUCAAUCUAUCCUUCUCUCUCUCUCCUCCCUCACGUUCUGCUGCCGUGUAUCAGGCUGUCUGGGGCAGUGCUGCUGUGCCCCGUGGUGAACUACUGGUGGCAGAGUUUCCCUGCCAAGCUAGUCAGGGAGGCUUAUAAUGAGCAGCUGCUGCGAGACCGAUGGGCACUUGGAGUUGCACACUAUGUCCCUUGGCUGACAUACUGGUGGAACACUCAGCGAUGGUUUCCUUCAUCAAGCGUGGCAGCGGGCAUCCCUGAUGUUCUCUCCCCCGAUGACAAGGUCCUGGCUUCUAUACGGUUCCCAGCAAGGCAUCAGCAUCAGGUAUCCAUUUUCUCAAAGGCCCUCCCCUGUCUUCAAGUUUUUUGUCUAGAAACUUUAGUUUGGAUUGUGAUAUUCCUUUGAAUUAUCCUCUCUUGAUUGGAAAGUGGCUUUAGACAGAAGAAAUCUUGGUUGUGUUUACAGAAGCAUGCAAAGCAGCAAGGUGAGUUCGAGACAAUCCACCGUGACAUGAUGGUGGGUUUUGGCACUUGGGAGUUUGACCCGAUGGAGCUGGAGAACCCCUUUCCCACCGGUGAUGGCGCUGUCCACUUGUGGCACGGCAAUGAAGAUAGGCUUGUGCCAACCUCACUUCAGCGCCACAUUGCCAGGAGACUCCCAUGGAUUCGUUACCAUGAGCUCCCCAGCAGGGGCCACCUCUUCCAUAUUGCUGAUGGGAUGUUCGACAACAUCCUGAGGGCACUCCUCAAAGAAACCCCCUAA
Molecule: messenger RNA, 1376 nt
Organism: Spirodela intermedia
Lineage: Eukaryota; Viridiplantae; Streptophyta; Magnoliopsida; Alismatales; Araceae
Source: the annotation of a GenBank genome assembly